GCGACAUGUAAAGAUAUUUUCAUUACGAUGACGUCGGCUGCUGAGCUCGCUACUUUAAAUACGUUAGAUUAGAGACCAUACGGAGAUAAUGAUAGUAUUGUAGGCCUAACAUGUUUCGCUACCUUGGAGCUAAUUAGGUAUAUACUUAGUAGUAGUCACGGUGAUAGUGGAUAAUAAAAUAAAACGGCCAAAAUAAAACUAUAAACUAAAAGAAAAGCAACUUCGUUUGAUUGCAAAGGACUUGACCUAUACGUACAUCUUUACAUAAGUGCUCUCUUAUGGCAUUGAACCAUGUAUAAGCUGAAAAUGAUUGCUAAAUUCGUUUGAAUACCGUUAAGUGUUUGAGGGAUAAACUUGGAAUGUCCUUGAAGAAGACAAAUGUAUUACCCUGUUUCGUUGCAGAUAGGCCCAAGUUCCGAGUGUGUUCACUUGUGAACAUUUUCAACGUCUCACAAGUUUGUAUACGCUAUAAUCGUGCAACGACAUAGGCCUAUUUUCCAAAAUGGAACACUUGAAUGAAACCACUUUUCUUGAAUAUUGUGCUGAAAAUAACAUGACCCUUUCGAACAUUUCGACUCCUGCCGCCGCGGAGAGUCUAAUCUACACCCAUGUAGACUUCAUCAUAACUGCCGUCAUCAUGCCGGUACUUUUAGUUCUCGGUUGGAUCACAAAUGGAGCCUUCCUUUUCGUCGUGUAUCGCGUCAAGUAUAUGCACACGAUAACAAACCUAUACCUAGUCAAUCUUUCCAUAAGCGACGUCGUAUUUCUGAGUUUUGCUAUAGGAGAUAAACUCUGGAUGUACGCAACCUCCGACGUUUACAUGGACAAUGUUGCGAAAGAUGUUGUAGAUAUAUGUGUGAUAUAUUUCUUUAAGAACAUUGCUUAUUUUUCAGGCCAGUUUCUGAUAAGUCUAAUUGCCCUAGGCCGUUCUUACGCUGUGUGUAAACCGCUAGAACAAUAUAAAGUGAAUAGCCUCACACGAGCGAUGACGUUGCUAACUUGUACCUGGUGUUUUGCUUUUAUACUAGCUGCAUCUAUGACACCUGGGUACAUGGGCCGAAUCACCAAGUGCAUACUUUGGCCAGACGAUGAAAUUUACAGCCAUUACCCUGACACGCAUGUUUAUUUCGUUGCAAUUUCAAAAGCUGUAAAGGUUUAUGUGGAAAUCAUUCAAACAGUUCCAUUUUUUGUUAACGUGAUUUUUGAGACCGUAUUCUACGUUCUAAUAAUCCGUAGCUUGUAUUCGAGAGUUGCAACGCGCGUAAGCAAUGGUGUCAAUGGCGGGAAACUCACAGAAAUCCGAAAUCAAGUAACGCGAAUGUUGAUUAUAAAUGGCGUAGUGUACAUUCUUCUCUCGUCACCAUUUCAAGUGUAUUCGCUGAUGAGCAUGCUUAGCACAUUUCGAGAAUUACGGCUUUCUCAGCCACAACUAAAAAUGUUUCUACAUAUCGCGCGUGUGCUGGUGUAUACAAACUCUGUUGUGAACCCCAUUAUAUAUAACUUAUCAAGUCACCAGUAUCGGCAAGCAUUUUUCAGAGCGUUUAGCUGUAGAGGUUCGAAAUUUUCCGGGGGUUCGUUCUGUGUAUCUGCUAAGAGUCACAGGGGAACUACUACUUCUAGUUCUACGGUAAAGAGUGUCACACAAUUAACUAGAAAGGAGUGGUGUUCUUUGAUGGGUAAUGGUGAGAGUACUUACCUGUAG
Molecule: messenger RNA, 1702 nt
Organism: Anneissia japonica
Lineage: Eukaryota; Metazoa; Echinodermata; Crinoidea; Comatulida; Comatulidae
Product: thyrotropin-releasing hormone receptor-like
Exons: 1
Coding region: 503-1702 (399 amino acids)
Biological process (GO): G protein-coupled receptor signaling pathway
Cellular component (GO): plasma membrane
Molecular function (GO): G protein-coupled receptor activity
Source: RefSeq, a predicted model, not a curated record